UGUGGUCAACCUGGCCAGUAUGUAUGGGCGGAUGGGCAAUGCCCUGCGUUCUCCAUACUGCGUAUCUAAAUAUGGCGUGGAAGCGUUCUCCGACUGUCUACGUUACGAGAUGAAGGCCUGGGGGGUCAAGGUCUCCGUCAUCGAGCCGGGGAACUUCAUUGUGGCAACGGGCAUCCUGACCCGGGACAUUGUGGCGACCACGGCUGAUAAACUGUGGCGCGAGGCGCCCCCUGGUGUCCAGGAGGACUAUGGCCACGCCCACUUCGACAAGCACAUGGCUCUGAUGAGGUCAUACUGUAGCAGCGGACAGAAAGAUGUCCAGCCCGUCCUAGAUGACAUCACCGACGCCAUCACUUCACGCCGCCCGUUCACGCGCUAUAACCCCAUGGAGCCUCACUGGUGGAUCAGGAUGCAGGUGAUGACACACCUACCGGCCGCCAUCUCUGACCGUCUCUACUUCUGAACUGGAGAAUCUCCAAUCGUCUCCAUACG
Messenger RNA from Oncorhynchus gorbuscha (pink salmon), 492 nucleotides. Its product is annotated as D-beta-hydroxybutyrate dehydrogenase, mitochondrial-like. The record is from RefSeq and is a predicted model, not a curated record. The transcript has a single exon. The coding region runs from base 20 to 463 and encodes 147 amino acids. NCBI's taxonomy places the organism in Eukaryota, Metazoa, Chordata, Actinopteri, Salmoniformes, Salmonidae.